AUGGGGUCGUCGUUCAAAUUGGAGUGGGGGCCGGCGAUCUGCAUGGUGCUGAUCGAGCUGUUCACGACGGGGCAGAUGCUGCUCACCAAGGUUGUCGUCGACGCCGGCCUCUUCGUCUUCGCCCUCCUCACCUAUCGUUUCUUCCUCGGCGCCGCGCUGGUCGUCCCUUUGGCCAUGAUCUUCGAGCGAUUCACAAUUCCUGGUUUGUACUACAUUGGCCUUGGAGACACAUCACCAGGAUACGCAAUUAACUUCUAUAACAUCAUUCCGAUCGCCACAUUCAUCCUCGCGGUCCUUUGCAGAAAGGAACCAUUGAACAUGAGGACCCUGGUGGGGAACAUUAAGGUGGCCGGAACCCUAGUGUGCGUAGGAGGCACACUGGUGAUCAGCCUGUACAAGGGCAAGGUGCUGCACCUCUGGCCGACCAACAUCAUCGGCUACUACCCGAAGGCAGACGGAAGCAAAAUUGGGCACCACCAUGUCCGUGGAACCGUCUUGCUCAUCACCAGCUGCCUCAGCCUUGCCGUGUGGUACACAGUGCAGGCGAUACUCAAUACUGCUGCCAAGUUUGUGAUGAUUUCGUGGGUCGUCACGAAGCGCGGUCCCACCUACCCAUCCAUGUUUUGUGCCGUGUCAGUGUUCUUCACUACAGUUCUUGACUCGCUGCUUCUCGGCCAUGAUCUGUCUGUUGGGAGUAUCCUCGGCAUGUUUAUGAUUCUAGCUGGGCUCUACCUUUUCCUAUGGGGAAAAAGAAAAGAAUCGGUGCCUCUGGGUGAAGAAAACCUGAAGGAACAAAUGCAAUUUCAAAGUGGAGACGAGAACAAGAAAUCGGUAUCAAACGUAUGA
Messenger RNA from Lolium rigidum, 846 nucleotides. Its product is annotated as WAT1-related protein At1g44800-like. Gene Ontology annotation, cellular component: plasma membrane. The coding region runs from base 1 to 846 and encodes 281 amino acids. The record is from RefSeq and is a predicted model, not a curated record. NCBI's taxonomy places the organism in Eukaryota, Viridiplantae, Streptophyta, Magnoliopsida, Poales, Poaceae. The transcript is spliced from 5 exons. Gene Ontology annotation, molecular function: transmembrane transporter activity.